AAGUAGGUCGAUAGCUAAAGAAAGCGGCUUGCUUGCAAGUAAAAAUUAUUAUAGAAAAUACUUCUACACGCAGGUUUUCCGACACGAAAGAGUCAUGGGCAAAAGCUGUAAAGUGGUGGUCUGUGGCCAAGUUGCAGUUGGUAAAACUGCAGUACUGGAACAAUUACUGUAUGCCAAUCAUGUUGCAGGCUCAGAGCCCAUGGAGACCUUGGAGGAUAUAUACAUUGGCUCCAUUGAAACUGACCGUGGCACACGAGAGCAGGUGCGCUUCUAUGACACCCGUGGACUCCGGGAUGGGAUGGAGUUUCCUCGGCAUUACUACACUUUUGCAGACGGUUUUGUCCUUGUUUACAGCAUUGACAGUAAAGAGUCCUUCAAGCGAAUGGAGGCACUCAAGAAGGACAUUGACCGUUACAGAGACAAGAAAGAGGUGACCAUUGUUGUGCUGGGUAACAAGCAGGACAGACAGGAUGAGAGGAGAGUUGAUUCUAACAUGGCCCAGAACUGGGCGAAGAACGAAAAGGUGCGUCUGUGGGAGGUGUCAGUGGUGGACCGACGCACACUCAUUGAACCGUUUGUCUACCUGGCCAGCAAAAUGACCCAGCCACAGAGCAAGUCCUACAAGAAUAAGGGCAGUGGUUCUACUGACAGCUAAAAUACUAGAUACUGGGAUGAAAAGGGACAGGAGGUGUGUUAAAGGGAACCCUAGACCAGUUUUUGAUGUUAUCAAGGAUUUAGGUAGUAAGAGAUGGCUUUGAGAGAAAUGAUGAGCAGAAAGGCAGGUUCAUUGUAACUUGGAUGGUUGAUUGAUAGUUUUUAUGUACAGUGUGCACUGUUGGUACUGGUAUAGCCUCUGUAUUUGAUGUUUUGGUGAAAUACUACUUGACUGAGUGAAAAUGGUGAUCUCUUCAAUUAAUAUUCCUAUAUCACCUGAGAAGAAUGCAAGAGGUUUUGAUUCCCAUUUUAUUUGUUUGGAAUGCAGCUAAACUAUCCACAUUCUUUACAAUUACUACCAUUGUUGGACCUACAUAAUGUAGUUCUUCAACUACUGUGAAUCAUCAAUCAUCUCAGUUUAUACUAAAACAGUCCAGAGUUUCAUUGUGUGCACUGUGUAGAUAAAUUAGUACCAACACACAUGUUGACUUGCUACUACUUUAUGUACAUGUAUUCUACAUGUACAGACAGAUUUAGAAAUGGCAGCAUUAUUGCCUAAUUAUUCCAUCACACAAAUGCUGAAUCUCACAUGUUGUAAAUGGGUGAAGGGAUUUUACUGAUAUAUUACUGAUGAUGAA
Monopterus albus (swamp eel) is the source of this 1292-nucleotide messenger RNA. It is a transcript of the gene nkiras2, whose product is annotated as NFKB inhibitor interacting Ras-like 2. NCBI's taxonomy places the organism in Eukaryota, Metazoa, Chordata, Actinopteri, Synbranchiformes, Synbranchidae. Gene Ontology annotation, biological process: negative regulation of canonical NF-kappaB signal transduction; Ral protein signal transduction. Gene Ontology annotation, molecular function: GTP binding; GTPase activating protein binding; GTPase activity. The record is from RefSeq and is a predicted model, not a curated record.